Messenger RNA from Pygocentrus nattereri (red-bellied piranha), 1507 nucleotides. RefSeq lists its product as uncharacterized. The coding region runs from base 215 to 799 and encodes 194 amino acids. The record is from RefSeq and is a predicted model, not a curated record. Gene Ontology annotation, molecular function: dihydrofolate reductase activity; NADP binding. The transcript is spliced from 6 exons. Gene Ontology annotation, cellular component: mitochondrion. Gene Ontology annotation, biological process: tetrahydrofolate biosynthetic process; folic acid metabolic process; dihydrofolate metabolic process. NCBI's taxonomy places the organism in Eukaryota, Metazoa, Chordata, Actinopteri, Characiformes, Serrasalmidae.
GGCUGUUUUUGAUACAUGAACCGACACAAAGGCUGGAAAAAAUAUCCAUGAAAAAAAUGAGAUGUGGACCCUUUAAUCCUAAUUCAAAGCAGCAGAUCAAUAAGCUCAACGUCCACGCGCCUCCACCUACCAGCCGCCGUGUGUGAGGGCACUCCCCCCCUUCAGGAGCCCCUCAGAGGAGCUCGCGUGAGGAGCGUGGAGGAGCAGCGGGAUCAUGAGCAGCCUGGCAGAUGGAGCUCAGCUGAAGCCGAUCCGCCUCAUCGCGGCUGCGUGUAAUAACCUGGGCAUAGGGAAGGACGGACGGCUUCCGUGGAACAUUCCGUCAGAGUUUCAGUUCUUCUUGGACACCGUUACAGCUGUGAGCCAACCAGGAAAAAAGAACCUGCUGAUCUGGGGCAGAUGUACCUGGUUCUCUUGCCCAGAGGGUGUUUUGCCCCUGCCCAAUACCCUCCAUGUGAUUCUGAGCAAAAAGCUGAGGUCUGUCCCAAAACUCGCCCACUACCUGUGUGAGGAUUUUGAUGGAAUGAUCCGCUUGGCCUCCCUGCCCCCUCUCAAUGACCUGAUAGAGAUCGUCUGGGUCAUAGGGGGAACUAACGUCUACAGGGAAGCUAUGGAGCAUCCGUGGUGUGAUCUUAUCUACCUGACUGACAUCAUGGCUGACUUUGACUGUGAUGUUUUCUUUCCAAAUUUUGACAAGAAUGUUUACAGGAAACAAAGCGGGUUCCCUGGUGUCCCAGAUGAGAUUCAAGAGGAAAAUGGCAUAAAAUUUCAGUUUCAAGUCUUUAAAAAGGAAUGCUGACGAAGAAGCAAUAAGCAGAUAGUGGGACUAUUUGUGGCUUUGUGCCCACUGAGUUAAUGACUCAGGGAAGUUAUGUAUCUACUUUUUAAAAACAUUUUUAGUAAUCAUAACUAAUUUUGUACUUUUUACAAAAUUCUGAGUCAUACUUUGUGAUUUCAUACUAUCAAAAGCCCAGAAACCAGAAUAGUUUCUAAUAAACUGCAUAUUUAUUACAUAAAUAGUAUGUAGUACACAACUACUUUACAGAUUUCUUACAACUGCAACAUUGUUAUACUGUAAUUCAUGUAAAGAUUCUAAUGUCACUGUACCAAGGCCAUGUUUGAAGACGUCUUGUCUUGACUUCUGAUUCUGUGCCGAGUCUCCGAAGUAGAUGUAUUGCAUAACAAAUCACAUUCCACAUGACUGGAUACAGCAGAUGGGCAAACAGGAACGGGUGCCAGUGACUAGCGUGUCAUCUCUCGCAAAGAAACAUACAACAGUUCGUAACCACUCACCAGAUCCACUGUUACUCAUCCCACCAUGUCACCAUGGUUACACAACAAAGAUAAAGCAGACCAGCAGAGGGACAAGAGACAGUGGGACUCCUGCGUUUCUGGACCCCGAACACAUAAAUUGUAUUAACAUACCAUCUGCUAGUAGAUCUAUGCCAUGCCUCUCUACACCACCCUGAAGACAUUAAUGAAUAUAAAAUAAAAAUGUUAUUGUUUA